AUGUCGACCGGUCAUGCAAACUCCACCGAGGCUACCAACGCCGUCGCCGCCGCCGCUCCCGAUAUGAUCCUCGCCAGUUUUGCUCUGCUCUGGAAGCUGAUUCUGCUCUGCUAUGGAAAUACGCUCUGCUCUAUAAGUCUGCUCUGCUCUGAACGUUCGCUCUACUCUCUUGGCUCUGUUCGGGCUGCAUCAGCUCCUUCCGCCACCACCGCUGCUUCAACCGUGGCGUCUGCCACCUCUGCUGCUGGUGCCUCCACCUUUAAUGGUGGUUCUUUUGGUGGUCCAACACCACUCCCUUUCAUGUUUGGUGCUAAUCAAAUGACUAUUGGAGGAGAAAGUUUCGUGCAAGGAACAGUUGGCCAAACUCCAUUUGGGUCAACGAUUGGUUCCACUCCAAGUGGUUCCAUGGGAUCCAUGUUUGGACAUACGGUUGGGGCCUUCGGGACCAACGUGGUGGGCUAUGGCCACAUGGCAGGGUCGAUGCCGACGCAACCCCCAAGGGCGAAUGCAACCGCCGACAAGCCACCGAAGUUCUGUGGCACCGACUUCAAGAGUUGGCGUCAAAAGAUGUUCUUCUACCUCACGACGUUGGGGUACGUGGGAUACUUGACGGACAACGAGCCGCCAACACCGGCAAAAAAUAAGACGAAUUUCACCGUUCGUGCGGCCUAUGAUGCAUGGCAUAAUGACGAUUUCCUUUGUAAAAAUUUUCUUCUAGGUGGUCUAGGGGAUAGUUUGUACAAAGUCUAUGUUGAUAUAAAGACCUCCAGGGCCUGUUUGAUAUGGUUCCUCAACCCAUUUUCACAUUACCAUUUUCGUAUAUGCCUCCACGACUCUCUCUCUCACAAACCGAAGCAGAAUUCAGGUCGUUCGCCGAUUUCCAUCUCUGCUGAUAUUCGAGGCGACGGCGGUAGGCUUAUCUCGUCGUCGGCAGCGGAACGAUUAAAAAUUUGGGGUUGUGUGGCCUCCUGUUCCUCGUUGUGGGCUCGAGCAACAUCUGGGAAAUUCAGGCUUCGGUCGAUUUCAAAAACCUGUUCAUCGUUGUGGGCUUGUGAAUCAUCUGGUUUUUCAGAGGCUGUUCCCGCGGAUUGUAGCGAUCCACGGUGGCGUUGGUUUAAGGGCUGUUUAGGUGCGUUAGACGGCACGUAUGUGAGUGUCACGGUAGGAAAUGAGGACAAACCCCGUUAUAGAACAAGGAAGGGGCAAAUUUCAACCAAUGUGUUAGGUGUUUGUGAUCGUCAUUGUAAUUUCAGUUACGUCUUGUCCGGUUGGGAAGGUUCGGCUGCAGACUCUAGGGUCUUGCGAGAUGCAAUUAGAAGACCUCACGGCCUUAAGGUCCCAAAGGGGAAGUAUUAUUUGUGUGAUAAUGGAUACGCGAAUAGCGAAGGCUUCCUAACGCCGUUCAAAAGCGUUAGGUACCAUUUGAAAGAAUGGGGACCGAACAAUGCACGACCUCAAAAUAAGGAAGAACUUUUUAAUUUGAGACAUAGUAAAGCGAGGAACGCCAUAGAGAGAGCUUUUGGAAUAUUGAAGAUGAGAUGGGGUAUCCUUAGAUCACCUUCUUUUUAUCCGAUUCGAGUGCAAAAUCGAAUUAUCAUGGCAUGUUUUUUAAUCAACAACUUCAUUCGAAAGGAAAUGCCCAUAGACCCCAUUGAAGAACAAUUAGAUGCCAUGCCCCCACAAAACGAUGCAAUGCAAGAAGAGGCACCCGAUGAAUUCGUUGAACAAGUCGAAAGUUCCCCUCAAUGGCAUGCGGCGAGGAAUGCCUUAGCCGAAGCUAUGUGGUUGCAAUAUGAUGGAGGACGCUCCUCAAUGUAGUUGUGGCAAGGGAACAAUGAAUCUCAAGUGCGCCGGAUACGGCUCAAUGAACCCGGGCCGUUUCUACUACAAGUGUCCAACGGGCAAAAACCAUUGGAAAGGAUUCCAUUGGUAUGAUGAAUAUCAUCGUUUGGGGAUGCAUGAAGUGCCUCGCCCGCCCGAUUCUUCGCAAAGCCAAUUCUUUAACCAAGGUGAUUUCUCACAUGUGCAACACAACGAGGUGAACGGAUUAGAGAUGCCGGGAGUGUGCUAUGGAGUUGGACCGCAUCGUGGAGUUUUUGAGUUCCUUAGGGCUGCGCUUUGGUUCACUGUUUUAGUUCUCGUUCUAGGCAUUUUGAUAGGCAAGCUUAUGUGACGUUUUUAUUUUUUGGUAUGUUGUAGUUGAAAGUACUAGUUUAUGGUUCAUUUUGGAUUUGCUUUUGACUUACUCGAUAUUUUGUUGCCAUUAUAAGACAAGUAAGGAUUUGAAUUUGAUUGUGUA
Molecule: messenger RNA, 2299 nt
Organism: Salvia miltiorrhiza (redroot sage)
Lineage: Eukaryota; Viridiplantae; Streptophyta; Magnoliopsida; Lamiales; Lamiaceae
Exons: 9
Coding region: 1-1818 (605 amino acids)
Source: RefSeq, a predicted model, not a curated record